CGUCAGGAUACUGUCAGCUGCUGGACAUCAACAGUCGUCGCCACGGAAUAUUUACCCUUUCUUUUGUUCCAGUCCCAGGGACAUCUUAUGUCGAGAUAUAGGAUAUUUUCCCCUACCAGGGCGACAGGGCUGCAGUAGGAACUAGUGUUCCACUUCUGCCCUUAUUUGACAGGUUUUCUAUGAAUGUCGGAAGGAACAGUGUCGUGUCGCCUGCCAUUUGCCAGCUGUCUGGGUCCGUCUGCAGAAGACUCGGACGACAUUGGAUACACCAAUAUGGCGCGUCAACCAGUUAUACUCAACGUGUACGAUAUGUACUGGAUAAACGAAUACACCUCUUCCAUUGGUCUUGGCGUUUUCCAUUCAGGGGUAGAAAUAUAUGGCACAGAAUUUGCAUAUGGCGGGCAUCCAUUUCCAUUCUCGGGUGUGUUUGAGAUCACGCCCAGAGACGCGGAAGAUCUUGGGGAUCAGUUUAAAUUCAAACAGAGUAUCCAUCUAGGUUACACCGACUUCACUGAAGACGACACGAAGCGAAUUGUUGCAGAACUAGGCAAGGAUUUCCGAGGAGAUCGAUAUCAUUUGAUGAAUAAAAAUUGUAAUCACUUCUCGUCUGCCCUUACACAGAUUCUGGUAGGACGAGAGAUCCCAACUUGGGUAAAUCGGCUGGCAUACGUUUCUUCAUGUGUUCCAUUUCUUCAACGGUGUCUCCCUAAGGAGUGGUUAACUCCUGUAGCACUCCAACAAUCUAUUGAAAGGCCUUCCCCAGACUCCCCAACAUCUCCGCACCCUCCCUCUUCCAAUUCCCCAAGUUCUGCUACCCGAGACAGGAUUCCACACACUGCAACUCCAAGGAAUCACCGCUCCACAACCCACUCUCGUAACUCUUUGUAACCUGUAAUGUGUGCUAUGUUAAUGGUGACUGUUCAUCGUUUUGCCGAUGUUUUUCUGACAGAAUGAAGUGUAUGGAAGUUAUUUGACAAAAUGUAUAAAGUGAAUGCAAGUUUAACGAGUGUUUUUAUAAGGUUAUUUUAGAUAUGUUAUGAUCUGUGUUUUCAUGCUACAUAUAGUUUUGAUAAUAAAAAAACAAAAAGUUAAAUUAACAAUUAUAUUGCAUGCCUGGCUGCAGUGCCAAUGCUGAUUGAUGGCCAUUGGUUACUGCAACAAUGGCUAUAGACUACAAUGUAAAACAAAGGACGACAUGUGACUAAGGGUCGUAGCUCUUCUCGUGAAAUCUAUAGAAACUAAUAUUAGUGCCAUAAAUUAAGCAGUUUAAGAGAAGACUCGCGAUACUUGGGCCAUCCACACACACGUUGCAGUGGGAGUAUCAUUUACACAUUGCUGUAAAGUAUUAAUCAUAAUAUUUGGGUUGGAAUUUCAGUCCAUGUUUAAAAUGCUGCUACUAAAUGAUCUUGUAUGUAGCAUAUGUGCUUUGGGGGAGGGGGGGGGAGGGAAAAGCACAAUUUCAGUCCAAAUUAUGUUAGUUAUUUUCUCAGUGAAUUCAGUAUCCAGUACAGUACCUUGUAUGUAGUCUCGUCUUCUUGUUGAUUCACAGACAUGUUGCAUCCUUGUGGGCUAUAUUAAAAAUAUACGCAUUUGUUAAACAUGAAAUAGCACUGUUACUUGUUGCAAAUGAAAUGAAUCAAUAUUUGCAUGGGGGAAAAACAAAAGAUAUACAGUAUAAUUUUAGGUACAUGAAAGUUGUUUCAUAGGUGACAUUACAGAAUCACCAUAUAGUAAAGGAUAUUUCCUGAGAUAAAACAAAAUAGUGUGGUCCCCCAGGGUUUUGGAAGUCAUUUUUUUAGCACCCAUUGCUACCGUCAAACCUGACCAUCCCUGAAAUGUGUACAUUUACAGUAUGUGUAUUAAAACGUUAUGUGCUUAUUAUUAUGAGCAUUACGCACCAAGCUUUUAAAUGCAUGGUACAUCCAGAGUUUUCUAAAAACACUUGGAGAAGAUACCCUUCCAUUAUAAGGAAGGAGAAUAUUAACAAAUGUAUGGUAGUUAACAUAAGGUUAUUUGAAUUCGUCUCUGCUCUCUUUAAUUUUUUCCUAGCUGUGUUUAGUAAUUUUGCUAUAUAUCAAAAUAUUUGAGAGCCAAAAAAUGUGUAGCUGAGCUUUAUAUAAUCAGGGGUAUUAAGAACAAAUUUGUUGCUUUAAAACUAUGCAGCUCAUGAUAUAUUGGGUUGGUGUGCCCUUUGUGUUAUCCCUCAGUGAGGGUAAUUUGUUGUGUGUCUUAAAGACAUGUAAUGAAUGUGCUUAAUUUCUUGGGGGAUGACAUUGUUAUGUUAUGAUCCCUGGAUUUCACUCUCAGGUCUCACUGCCAACAGAUGAAGAGAAAUGCAGAAGGGUUGAGUUAAGCAGCCAUACACAGAUUCACGAAUCUGGAAAUGGGCCUCGUCAUAUCUGUAGUUUGGCUCACCCGUGCAUGUGUGUGUGCAUGUGUGUGUGCGCGUGUAUGUGAUACCACAGGUUCACAUGCUCUGACAGAUAUCCUUUCUUACUCUGCACAGUACAAAUAAACAUUUAAAAAUGUGCUAAAUAUUUAGGUACUAAAAUACCUUUGGAAAACAAAAGUGACAUUCCAAUUCUAUAUUUUAAUUAUUGUUCUAGAUCCAAUAGAAUAUGCUUAGAAUUUUCUCAAUUUAUUGUGCAGUGUCCUUUGGAAGUGCUGCAGUUAGACAGUACAACACCAGCAGGAAGUUAAAGGAUAGGGAGUCUCAUAUUGUUUUGCAAUACAAUUUUUUGCCAAAACAGUGUUGAAAGUAUUUUUAACAUACUAUAAAUAGCAUUUAUUUUAAAUUUGGAUUGAUCAAACUUGUGUAAAUAUCCAAAAAGUGUCACAUUUUCUAGACUAAACUGACAGUCUGUGCAGCUUUUCUUUCUUUUUGUUUGUUUUCCUUACCAGAAGUUAGGGCAUUAUAAUGCUAAGUUUGGCAGUUUUUACCACAUGUACUCAUUUUAAUAGGACUUAAAGUCCAGCAUGCAAAAUAUUGAACAUCCUGCGAAGCCUAGCGUGGCGUAAUGAAACGUCAUUAUGGGCAUGUGACUCGCGACAAAGUGUAUAAAAUUUAUUUGACGUCCAUUACCCUUUAGUGACUGGAAGGCAGGGUGAUACAUUUACAAAUUUUUUAGCUGAAUUUAGAAAUCUUGGGUACAGACUUGGGUACAGAUUUUUGUAUGUAUGUUAAUUAAAUUAUAGUUUAAUUUUUUCUUUAUUUGCUUCUACUACAAUUAUAUAUUUUCUAUCGAGGUGAAUUACUAAUUUCCAUAUUCUAGAGCUGGAGAAUGGGACUUAUUGUGAGCUUUUAUCGCAGGUCAUGAAUUUAAAUGUCCAUGUUACCUGUACUCUUGUGCCAAGUCUGUAUACAAAGUUGUUCAUAGUAUUCUACAAUAAUCUUUGAUAAACUAAAUUCUCAAAUCCCAUCCAGAAGAAUGGAAUAUUUGCCUGAACUGCUCUUGAAAUGAUUGGCGAUGUAAAUGCAUCCGUAGGCAUUUUUAAUGCGAUACAUAGUUUUAAAAGUUUUAUACCCUUUUUGUAGCUGCCUCAACCAAAAAUUAACCAAUCAGUAUCUGCUGUCUUGGUAUGGCAUGUCUCCAAUGAUACUGUUAAUGUUUUAAGUGAACAGUCAUACAAAAUAGUGUGUGUGUGUGUGCG
Molecule: messenger RNA, 3651 nt
Organism: Procambarus clarkii (red swamp crayfish)
Lineage: Eukaryota; Metazoa; Arthropoda; Malacostraca; Decapoda; Cambaridae
Product: deubiquitinase DESI2
Biological process (GO): protein deubiquitination
Molecular function (GO): deubiquitinase activity
Source: RefSeq, a predicted model, not a curated record